Molecule: messenger RNA, 4631 nt
Organism: Conger conger (European conger)
Lineage: Eukaryota; Metazoa; Chordata; Actinopteri; Anguilliformes; Congridae
Product: E3 ubiquitin/ISG15 ligase TRIM25-like
Exons: 6
Coding region: 1052-2731 (559 amino acids)
Molecular function (GO): zinc ion binding
Source: RefSeq, a predicted model, not a curated record
UAGUUAUUUGGAUUAUUUAGUCCAAAUUCUCGUGCCAUUUACUAUUAGCAGAGAAACUAUAUUUAGGUUUUUUUUUUACUUGAUUGGAUUAAUUGUAUGGUUGAUCACGUGGCUGUAAAAGUGUAAGACAUGUUAAAUACAGGCACGACAGUCAAAUUAUUUUGGAGGAGAUCGCAAGUUCACUUUUUAACAUUGGGGGGAGACCAUCGUGGAGACGCAAUAGACUUUAUAUUCAACAGCUAACGUUAAGCCUUUUCCUCUUAACCAAAUGAUUCGUUUCGGCUUUUCUACCCACACUGUAACCUAGACUUUUAGGUUCGCAAGCUAACGUUAGCUUAAUUAGCUAGCUAGUUACCAAACGGAACACUGGGUACAUCACUUUCAAAGUUCAUUUAGUUGUAACUGUUAGUCUACAUUUACUUAGUAGCUACCCUUUUUUUCAGAUACGUUUACUACUAGCUAGCUAAUGUUGUACUGAAAGCGCUCAGCGACCAUUGCACUGUUCUGUAUUCAUUCUGAAGCCGGGCAGCGUCGGACCAAAGAUGUUGAAAGAUUGUUGCUCUCUGGUUUCCUGGUUUGAUUUCCACCAUUUGAUGGACUCCCAGCCAAUCGGAUUAUUCGGUCUUUGGCGAGUAGAAAAUUAUGUCAUUGACAAGAUCUUAACCCUUUAGCAACGCUGUAGAUAUACAUCGCCUAUCGUUUUCGGAGUCUAUACGUAAAUUUGAGAGGGACAAUUUAACACUGUCUCGACAUUGACGGGGGCCCCCUAACAUAAGUUUACGCCAAAGCGAUCUGAUUUGAGCAUGGCCUCAGUGCAACAGACACCAGGGCUGCAGACACAACAAGAUACAGGCACAAAAGUCACUCCCACUCUUAGUUUCAGUUUGGCACAGUUUCAGCGAAAUUGACUGUCUGUGCGAGCCGUAAAAUAGCAGAGGCCAUUUUCUAGGUGUGCUCUGAACUAGGGAAUAGCUCUUGCUCUUCUCGCGCAGAUUCAGAAAAACGACACAACAUUCUGAACUAAAACGAAUCUGUUAAUUUCAGCAGUGAAAUGGCUCAGGCUGCCUGUCUUCUGGAUCAGGACCAAUUCAGCUGCACAAUCUGUCUGGAUCUACUGAAGGAUCCAGUGACUAUUCCCUGUGGACACAGUUACUGUAUGGGCUGUAUUAAGGGCUGCUGGGAUCAGGAUGAUCAUACUGGUGUCUACAGCUGUCCCCAGUGCAGAGAGACCUUCACCCCAAGGCCUGUUUUAAGAAAAACCACCAUGCUGGCUGAAGUGGUGGAGCAACUGAAGAAGACAGGACUCCAAGCUGCUCCUCCUGGAGACGUGGUGUGUGAUGUCUGCACUGGGAGAAAGCGCAAAGCCAUCAAGUCCUGCCUGGUGUGUCUGGCCUCUUACUGUAAAACUCACCUCAAACUGCACAAUGAACUCAACCCAGGAAACACACAUAAUGUCAUCAAUGCUACUGGACGCCUGCAGGAAAAUAUGUGCCCUCAACAUAAAAAACUGCUGGAGAUUUACUGUCGUACCGAUCAGCAGUGUAUCUGUCUGCUGUGUGUGAUGGAUGAACACAGAGGCCAUGAUACAGUCUCAGCUGCAGCAGAAUGGACUGAGAGACAGAAGCAGCUGGGGGCGACACAGAGUAAAUUCCAGCAGAGAAUCCAGGAGAGAGAGAAGGAGCUGCAGGAUCUGAGACAGGCUGUGCAGUCACUCAAGAGCUCUGCACAGGCAGCAGUGGAGGACAGUGAGAGGAUCUUUACUGAGAUGAUCCGGUCCAUUGAGAGAAGGCGCUCUGAGGUGAAAGAGCUGAUCAGAGAUCAGGAGAAGGCUGAAGUGAGUCGGGCUGAAGCAUUCCUGGAGCGACUGGAGCAGGAGAUUGCUGAGCUGAGGAGGAGAGACGCUGAGCUGGAGCAGCUUUCACACACAGAAGAUCGCAUCCAAUUCCUCCAGAGCUCUAAGUCUCUCUGUGUCCCUCCUGGACCUGGAGACUUACCCAGCAUCACUGUCAGUCCACACGUCUCUUUUGAGGCUGUGAGGAAAUGUGUCUCUGAGCUGGAAGAGCGACUGGAGGACGUCUGCAAGGGGGAAAUGUCUAAGAUCUCCAGGGCAGGCAGAGCAGUGGCUGUUCAUGGCUGCUUUACUGAAGGUGGGGAGCCCUCAGAAGCCAGAGCCACAGCAGCUGAAGGGGAGACCUGUCCCCUCUGCAUGAAGCCCAUGGAGGAGAAGCAGAGGCUGAGGUGUACUCAUGCCUUCUGUGCAGCCUGUCUGAGGAGCUCUGUAAGCCGAGUGGGCUAUCAGUGUCCAAUGUGUCUACAAGCAGUCGCAGUGCUGGGAGACCAGCCAGAGGGACAGAUGGAAGUGAAACGUCUGAAAGACAUUCAAGGACAAGAAUGUAUACUGAUUACGUACAACAUUCCCAGUGGAAUACAGACGGAGGCCCAUCCCAACCCAGGGAAGCCCUUUACUGGAGUCCAAGCAGAGUCCUGGUUACCCAAUGAGCAACAGUUCUACUCAUCAGGCUCCCAAGUCUGCCUGAAGGGCCAUGAGGUGCUGAAGCUGCUGGAAAGAGCCUUUGAGCAGAAGCUGAUUUUUACUGUGGCUGCAGCCCAUGGAGCUGCAAGCAGAGUCGUCUUCACUGACAUCCCCCAUGCAAGAAACUUUUAUGAGUGCAGUGGGAAUUACUUCUUGCAUAAAGUGACAGAGGCACUCAAAGGCAAAUUCAUCAAAUGAUUCGGAAGAACAUAAACAUCAGAUCCACCCUCUCGGUACAGCGCCACCAAAUGGGCAAGAAGAGACACAUCAACACUCGGAAAAUCAGUCCAUUCCAAUCGCUUCAUUUACCCGUCCUUGUCUUCUCAGUCCUGGAAGCGAUCGUGGUGCUCCAUCUUUGAGGACAGCCCAGCCCAUUGAAGCUCCGUGCAGAAGGUCCUCGUGAGGAGCGUGAGCGUGUCCUUGGCGGAAGUAUGAAUUUGGAACGUGUGACAAUCGACCCCACCUGCCACAUCUGUGAUUCGCACGGGGCUUCAGACUGACGCUUGGCCGAAAAAAAGGACGUCCCAUUUGCCGAACACAAGUUUCCUCAAUUCCUUUACUCGUCCCCACAUCCUUUACUCGCGCCCUUUCCUUGUGUCCUCCACUGGCCGGCGUUAAGGAGAAAGAGAAGGAUGCAAGGAAAGGACGCAAGGGGAUAGAAUAAGCGAUUGGAAUGUGGUAAGCCAGUGUGUUGACCUUUGCCCUCUCUGUGAGCUCCGAGGCAGAAUUUUAUCUGAGGAUAAUAGCAGGCCACUGCUUUAGAAACACAUGCCUGUAUGAGAUAAAUCUACUCAAGCCUGAUGGUUCUGAUUUUGCGGACUCCGUGUUAGACUCUUAUUAAGCCGUGCACUCAUCUGUUCCUCUGUUUACAGUAACAAUAUUGGUCCUCCUUCAUUAAUGAUGUCAUACACAGUCACAGACACACACACACACACACCUGCCACGAGGUUAUCCACAACUUGGCCACUGCAACAGAUGCCAACAAAAGACCUGUUGGCCUUCGUCAUGUGUUUGAACAUUGCUAAUAAUAUAACAUCACAUAAUGCUGGUACCUUUUUUGUAGUGUCUUAUGGGGUUAGGGACCUUUUGGUAGCGUUUUACGGGGUUAGGUACAUUUUGGUAGUGUUUUACGGGGUUAGAUACCUUUUUGGUAGUGUCUUAUGGGGUUAGCCACCUUGGCUUCUUCCACCUGGGUUCUAUGGAACAGGGGUAUGUGUCUGGUAGUUCUGUUGGGAUGGGAUUGCGUUUAUUACAGAUUUGUACAUAAGUAGUUUUCCCUAUUUGACAAGCCAUUGGGCAGAUUAUGUUUUGAUUCUCAAGAAUCUAUUUGGAUUUCUGUUAGUGCAAUUGUAGAACAACAUGUUCUGUUUAACCCCAAACAUGAAUUAUGUGAUGAUUUUUGAAAAUAUAUGAAAUAUAUACUCGCCUAUAUAUAGCCCUUAUGAAAUAUGAAACGUGAAAUAUUUCAAUAGCUGUUGUAAUAAUACUGCUUUAUGAACAUUUACUUGUUUCCUUACUGUUUUUGAAAUGUCCAUUUAUAGCAAUGGAGAGGGUUAAGACUUCAACAGAAGAAAGAAAAAAUAUAUAUGUGAGGGGAAAAUAGUACUUCUCAGUCAUUAUUACAAUCUAAAUCAUUAUUAAUUAUUACAUUACAUUAUUACAUGCGUUUACACAUACAGCAUUGGGGUCUAACAAUGAGUAAAUGUGAUAUCUGCAAAACAAGAGGUUUCAUAACAACCAUGUAUGAACAUGGCUUCUCUGUGUGAAAACACUUCCUGACUAAUCACAGUAAUGAGGUUAUAUUUCUCCUGAAGCUGACGAUAGUCUUGGAGAAGCACACAGAACACAUUGUCAUAUGGGAGUAUCAGGAUGUAUUCAUGUCAUUUCUUCUGAUUGCUUGUUCUGUUCCAAACCCUUCACUCAGAGCUGUAUGUGAACAAUGUGCUUCCAAACACACAGGUUUCAUUCCUUAUUUUUGUAAAUUGCAUUAAAUUGAAGAAUAUAAAUCUGAAUAUAAUAUGAUUAACUCCUUAAACUUUUCCUCCCUGAUCUAUACGUUUUGUAGUGAAAUUGAGCAAAAAUAAAAGAAUUAAAGGAA